Messenger RNA from Oppiella nova, 909 nucleotides. NCBI's taxonomy places the organism in Eukaryota, Metazoa, Arthropoda, Arachnida, Sarcoptiformes, Oppiidae. The record is from the annotation of a GenBank genome assembly.
AUGCAAUUCUUUAAGGAUCAGCUGAACAUACUCUCCCUGUUCCUCAAGUAUCCCGAGGAAGGCCUUCAGAACCGAAUGCAAGCCGUCACUAACUUUCCGUUUCACGCAGUGUCUGGACUUAAGCGCAGAUUCUUUGUCUAUUAUCUCGAGAUUCUGUCUGAAAGUCGAUUGAAAGCCAACCCCAGUCUAAAGCCAUAUGACUUCAAGAGACAUAUAAUGAAAUCAGUUUCAGUUAAUUACGAUUUGAUUGAGUUUUCCGACGAUCUCUAUUACAUCAAAAGGGUUUCCGUCGCCACCAAAGUCUCGGAAGAUCUUCGGCUAUUAAGUAACGGCUCAAUUUGGCAACUAUUUGGGUGCCACGAGUCACCUUCCAGUAUCCCCGCGAUUAUUCCUACGACCACCACCACAACCAGUGAUCCAGUUCAUCCGGGAGAUAAAACUAAAACUCUCGGACCACUUCAGGUGGACCUACCGUACCAGCCAAACAAAAGCCGAAACCUACCAGUGCCUCAUCAUCUGUGUCAACCGCUAAGUACGUACGCACUCGUAGAGGGAGGGGUUCCCAAAGCGCGCUUGACACAAACAUUUAAUUACUGGACCAAAAGAAACCUGAAGGGACCUAAACCUUAUCCAUUUGCGGGCACUAAUCUGUAUACCUUUAUCAAGUGCAUGCCUUUAGUUGAAUUGGACUGGUAUAAAAAGACAUUUAACAAAUCAGAACCAGUGCUGAAAGUGGCCAAACCAGAGCUGAUUAAAACCAUUUUAGUGAAGGACUUCCACCUGUUCUCAGAUCGCGUGUAUAGACCGGCGCCUCACGAGGUGUUGGAUAAGAAUCUGAUUCACUCGAGAGGCGAAGACUGGAAGCGCUUGAGAUCUAUAAUGAGUCCCACAUUUACGUCGGGAAAGAUG